AUGCUUCGUCUUCCUCGUCUCGUCAACGCUCAUGCGCUCAAGGGCUGUGCUCGUCAACAUGCUGCAAAGAGUAUCCCUAUGAGAAAUUAUUCCAUGCUACAUGCCAAGACAGCUGUGAUGGCUGCUCCUGCCAAGCGCGUCUUUGAACCAACAUCAUUCGGUGCUUCCAAGAUUGUUGCUUUAGCUACUAUGACCACGGCCGCCUCUGCUCCAUUGUUUUACAAACCUUCCGUGCAAUGUCAAGCUGCUGCUGCUAAAUUCAAUUCUAUCCAUGACACAUUUGAAGCCGCUAACUACGAGAACCAAAAGAUCAAUGCGCACCACAGCAAGCCUCUCUUCAACAAGGGCGAGCUUACAUUCGGUACGUUUCUUGGUAUUUGCACCGGAUUUCUGGUAAAGAAGGUGGGCAAGAUUUUUGCUGCGUUUGUGGGCACUGGGUUUGUGUUUUUGCAAUAUCUCUCUCAGCAGGGAUAUGUCACUAUUCAUUGGGAUCGUUUGGAGGGUGGAUAUACCAAUGCAUUGGAUGUCGAUAAGGACGGCAAGGUCAGCAAGCGUGAUCUUACAUCCAGAUGGCAAAAGUUUGUCAACUUUUUGACAAACAACCUCCAAUUCAAGUCUACCUUUUUGAUUGGAUUUUAUGCUGGUAUUCGCUAUGGAUAA
Mucor velutinosus is the source of this 660-nucleotide messenger RNA. RefSeq lists its product as uncharacterized. The transcript is spliced from 2 exons. Gene Ontology annotation, biological process: autophagy of mitochondrion. The record is from RefSeq and is a predicted model, not a curated record. Gene Ontology annotation, cellular component: mitochondrial outer membrane. Lineage: Eukaryota; Fungi; Mucoromycota; Mucoromycetes; Mucorales; Mucoraceae. Bases 1 to 660 code for a protein of 219 amino acids.